Didymodactylos carnosus is the source of this 469-nucleotide messenger RNA. The record is from the annotation of a GenBank genome assembly. NCBI's taxonomy places the organism in Eukaryota, Metazoa, Rotifera, Eurotatoria, Philodinida, Philodinidae.
AUGUCGGCGUCGGCAUCGGCGUCGGCGUCGGCGUCGGCGUCCGCAUGUGACGGACGUACAUACAUCUAGUGACCAGUGAGUGUGAGGGACGUACAUACAUAUAGUGACCAGUGAGUGUGACGGACGUACAUACAUAUAGUGACCAGUCAGUGUGACGGACGUACAUACAUAUAGUGACCAGUCAGUGUGACGGACGUACAUACAUAUAGUGAACAGUGAGUGUGACGAGUUCCGAUUUCCCCUAUUAUCAGCUUUUCUCAGGAAACGGCGAUGUACACCUCAUUUGAUAGAAAAAUGCUCGGGCUAUUCAAAACAGUAUUCCGAUUAGUUCGAGCUUUUACGGAAAAAUAAAAAACAAAGGAGUUCUUGUGAUUACGAAACACUGUACUGCAUAGAGAACACCCAAACGCUUCUUGUACAUAUCUUUAAUGACUGGUCCCACCUGCCUGGAUAUUCUGACCAGCUCACU